Molecule: messenger RNA, 2192 nt
Organism: Camellia sinensis
Lineage: Eukaryota; Viridiplantae; Streptophyta; Magnoliopsida; Ericales; Theaceae
Source: RefSeq, a predicted model, not a curated record
UAUUUCUAAAAUAUAAUAAUUACGCAAUAAAAAAAUAAAAAAAAGAAGUUAGAUUCUUUUGUGGAGAGAAUUAGAGAAUAUUGUAGAACAUACACUCCACGUCUCAUAAAACAGGGACACGUACUGAGAAUUUUGUGAGACAAUCGAGAGAGAGAGUGUGAGAGAGAUAGAGAGAGCUGCAACACCACCACUCCAAAUGGAUCUACUGAAACCAAGCCGAGCGAAUUCAUGUCCUCUAACCCCUUUAACCUUCCUUGAAAGAGCCGCCACCGUCUACGGAGACUGCCCCUCCAUCGUAUACACCACCACCACCACCACCACCACCUUCACAUGGUCACAGACUCACCGCCGGUGCCUCCAACUAGCUUCUUCGCUAUCCUCUCUCGGCAUCGAGAGAGGCCACGUCAUCUCCGUCAUAGCCCCCAACACACCCCCCAUGUACGAGCUCCACUUCGCCGUCCCCAUGUCCGGCGCUAUUCUCAACACCCUCAACACCCGCCUCGACUCCCACACCAUCUCCGUCCUCCUCCUCCACAGCCAAUCCAAACUCCUCUUCUUCGACCACCACUUUCAACCUCUCGUCCUCCGAGCCAUCUCCAUGUUCCCUCCCAACAUUCCAUCACCUAAGCUCGUCCUCAUCACAGAUCACCAUGAUCAUGCCCCAUCUCCAUCUCCAUCUCCAUCACUUGAUGAUGACACUUACGAGGGCUUGGUGGAGAGAGGUGAUUCUGGGUUCAACUGGAUUCGACCCAAAUCCGAAUGGGACCCGAUUAUACUCAAUUAUACUUCAGGUACCACGUCUUCUCCUAAGGGAGUUGUUCAUUGCCACCGUGCCAUUUUCAUCAUGACCCUUGAUUCCUUGAUCGAUUGGUCUGUGCCCAAACAACCCGUGUUCCUCUGGACCCUACCCAUGUUCCACUCCAAUGGCUGGUGCUUCCCCUGGGCUAUGGCCGUCGUCGGCGGAACCAACAUCUGCCUCCGCAAAAUUGACCCACCCCAAAUCUACAACUCAAUCAACCAAAACCAAGUCACUCACAUGUGCGGCGCUCCAGUGAUUCUCAACAUGCUAUCAAACUGUUCCAAUUCGGAGCCUCUCCGGAACCCGGUUCAUUUUCUCACCGGCGGUUCUCCGCCGCCGGCCACCUUGCUCCGGCGAGUGGAGUCACUGGGUUUUGUGGUGACUCAUGGGUUUGGAAUGACGGAGUUGGCCGGAGUGGUGAUUUCGUGCGCGUGGAAGAGGAAGUGGAAUCGGCUGCCGGCCGAGGAGAGGGCGAGGUUGAAGGCGAGGCAAGGGGUGAGGACGGCGGCGGCGACGACGGAGGUGGACGUGGUGGAUCCAGUUUCCGGGAAAGUGGAACGAGACGGAUUGACAGUCGGCGAGAUCGUAGUAAGAGGAGGGAGUGUAAUGCUGGGUUAUCUGAAAGACCCAGAAGCGACUUCAAAAUGUUUGAGAGAGAAUGGGUGGCUUUACACGGGAGAUGUGGCGGUGAUGCACCCAGAUGGGUAUUUGGAGAUCAAAGAUCGAUCCAAAGACAUUAUCAUAACCGGUGGCGAGAAUGUGAGUAGUGUGGAGGUUGAGGCGGUGCUGUAUUCGCACCCGGCGGUUAACGAGGCGGCGGUGGUGGCGCGGCCGGACGAGUUCUGGGGAGAGACUCCGUGUGCGUUCGUGAGCUUGAAAAAGCAGAAUGAGAGGGUGUCGGAGGAGGAGGUGAUAGAGUUUUGCAGAGAUAGGUUGCCGCAUUAUAUGGUGCCGAGGACGGUGGUGGUGGUGGAGGAAGAGCUUCCGAAGACCUCGACUGGGAAGAUUCAGAAAGCUCUGCUAAGAGACAAUGCAAAGGCUAUGGGUUCGCUGCGACAAGCUGGUCGACUGUGAGGUCCUCCUCAAUUUCUUCUCUUGUGAUUUGUAUGGAUAUGGUGUUUGCAUGUCUGUUAGUUUUGAGUUUUUCAAUCUAGUUUUUGAUUUUAUAUAUCUGUAAGAGAAAUGUUAGGAAUUAUAAAUUUUUUUUUAUAAAAAUGAUCAUGAAAAGAUUGUGACUCUUAAAUUUUCUUGAUUAUAAAUUGUAUCAGUAAUGGUAUCAAUUUAGAUUUGAGAAAAGUCAGGAUCAUAAAUUUUUUUUCAUAAAAAUGAUCAUGAAAGAUUUAUAAUCUUUAGAUUACCUUGAUCAGUGUAUGCUACUUUAUUCUAAGUAUAA